CCCACGCGGCCUCCCUUUUAGCUUUACGAGCAAGCUCUAGUGCCUACAAAUGUAUAUUCAGAUUCUCUUACAGUGGUGCGUACACAAACCGAGGGAUGCAGCACAACCGGCCUGCCUCAUUCCGCCAGUCGCUCUAGGUUGGUCCUGGUUAACAACACCUCAAAACACUACGUACACUUUGACAUACCAUAUUUUAGUUACUGAUGUUGUGGUAAGCCAUCCCACGAGUUUGCCAAAGGACUCGCUCGGCGCAUCGCCGAGCUCGACCUGCGGGCGCCCAGGACCCCUCUGGCCACCUCUGAAGCCCCAAAACUACACUUAAGCUGUUCGAUGGCGCGUGGCAAGCCGUCGGCGUCUGGAGGUUCUGUCGCUAGGACAACUCGCAGCGCGGCCAGCAAAAACGCGCAACCCGCGCGCUCGCCAUCGCCGGUGCCUGCAAAGGUCGCCUCGGGUCGGAAGCGGGGGCGCAAGGGGGGCGCCGCACCUGAAAAGUCCGAUGGUGGCGAGCAUGUCGAUGAGCAGGCGGAGCGCGAGGCCGCCAAGCCUGGCGACCGCAUUACUCGCGCGCAAACCAGCCAUGAUAUUGUGGAGCCGCCCCAGGAGGAGCACCUGUCGGGUGAUGAGGAUGAGGGCCCGGGCUCGCCGCCUGCUGGCUCGCUGCCGAUGGUCAAGCCGGAGCCGGCCUACUACCAGGGCGCCCUAGGCGCCAAGCGUGUCAAGCGCGAGCACUUCGUCAAGUGUGAGCCGGGACCUGUGGGAGAGACGGGCAUGGAGGCGGGCACCGAGGAGGGCACUGAGGAGGGCGACGACCCCAUGACUGAUGCCAAGUUCGAGAUCAACACCAAGCCGCCGCCGUACGAUGAGAAGCAGGAGGAGCGGCGGCCUGCAUGCCAGCUGGGCGUGGUCGUGCCGCCCCCACCCACUUCCACGCUUGGCCCCGCCGCCGCCCCUGGCCCUGCCGCCCUGGCGGACCCCGAGACCGACAAUGCCCUGACCGAGUUGGCCACUACGGUGGCUGCCGCUGUCGCCGCCGCCACCGCCACUGCGGCCACCACCACCACGGCCGCCACCGCGCCGAAACCGGCAGCUGCCGCCCGCAAGGGCCGGCGGUCCCAGAAGCAGCAGGCUGCGGCGGCCACGGCCGCCGCCGCCCACUCGGUGUCUGUGGCGGGGACGCAGGCCCUGGCUCCCGAGGCGGCACCAUCAGCGGUUGGCGCCGUGGUGGUGUCAGCCGUGCCGCCUCCUGCCAGCGUGGUUGCUGUCGCCAGCGGUAGCGCGGCUGCUGGCACCGUGGCGACCACCGGCCGGGUUCUGCGGAUGCGGCACUCUGCACGGCUUGCGGGCGUAGUGCGCUUGACUACGUCGUCGCCAGCUCGUGCCGCCGCCGUGGCGGCUGGAGUCGCGGCGGCGGCGGCACCUGUGGCUGGCGUUGCAGAAGCGGCCAGCGAUGGCACCAACGGCAGCCUACGGAGCCUGGCUCAGGCGGCGAUCAACUUGAGGCCAGCCCCUGGAAAGCUGACUGCCAAGCAAUUGAAGGUGUGUGCGGACUUCGCCGACGCGGCGUACGUUAAGGCGCGCAAGGCCAAUGUUGUGGCACGUGCGGCCCUUGAGAAGGCCAAGAGCAGCAGCGGCAAGCCCGCACCCGCUGCUCCUGCCGCCGCAGAAGGGGUAGAAGGGGUGGUCGCGCGCGACUUGUGUGAGGCGAUGACCAAGGCCUUCGCUCAUUCCUGCGCCCCGUCACGGGGGCAGGGCAAGCGCCUGCUACAACGUCAGAGCGUCGGGGCGCUAGGGGCGGCAGGUGCCGUCAUGGCGGGCGCAAUGCAGCAACAGCUGCUGCAGGUGGUGGACGCGACCGCGGCCAUGCAGGCGGCGGCGGCGGUACACGCGGCGGGGCAAGCAGGUGCGGCUGCGGCUGCGGCUGCUGUGGGGCAGCAGGCAGCCUGCUUGCAGCCCACGCUGCCAGGGGUGCUGCAGCUGCUGGGGGCACCGCCCAUGUACGAGCCCCUUCGGCCUGGUUACGGCGCCGGCGCCGGUGGGUUCAUGCAGCAGGACCCCGCCGGAGGCUGCCCGCCCUACGCCGCCGCCGCGGCCACCGCCGCCGCCGCCGCCGCCGCAGGGCAGCUGGCGACGGGCGCCCAGGGCAUGUCGCUGGCGGCAGCCGGCGGCCCGCAGCAGGCCAUGCAGCAGAUGCAGGCGGCUUCGCUGUUCCAGGCACAGCAGCUGCAGCAGGCGCAGUGCAUGUGGAUGCAGCCAGACGCUCCUGCAACUGCCGCGCUGGUGGGCGCGGGCGUGGCCAGUGCCAUUGGGGCACUCGUGCCACCGCCGCACUGGGGCAACCAGCUGGCAUCGGUCCCGUCGCAGCACCACCUGCAACACCAGCACCUGCAACAGCAGCAGGAACACCAGCAGUAUCAUCACCACCAGUACCACCAGCAGCACAACCACCAGCAGCACCACCACCUGCUGCCGGCGGCGUGUGCUGCGGCCUCCGCCGCUGCUGGCCCCUGCUGGUCAGCGGGUCCGCCGCUGGCCCCGCCGCCAUCCUUCCCCACCCCCUACCCUCCACUCGCCGGCGCAUCCGGCGGCGCCGGCAGCAGCAUGCAGUAUGUGCAGCAGACCCAGCCCCAACAGCAGCUCCAGCAGUCCCAUCGCCAGCAGCACAUGCUGGAAGCGCCGGCGCCGCUGGCGUACCAACUGCCGCCGCCUCAGCACCAGCACCGGCUGCCUGCACCGCCCUGCUACUCCGCCGGUGCCCUGGCGGCGCUGUCCGUCCCUGCACCGGCUACCGGCGCUGCUCCGCUUGCGGACGCUGCUACGCCCACGCCCUGCUGGGAGCCCGCCGGCACCAGCACCCAGCAGGCGGCGGCGGCACUGCUGGCGGCGGCGGCAGGCGGUGCAAAGGCGGACGACUUGAUUGAGGACAUCGGCGGCAUCCGCAAUGCGGCGGAGAUGGAGCACCCCUUCCAGGUUCCGCCGUGGAGCGGUGGUGUAUACGGCGGCGCGGGUGGCCCAGGCGCCGCUGUCGCCGGCCUCGUGACGGCGGCUUCUGCUGCCGCCGGCGCCGCCGGUAUCGCGGCGGGUGAAGGCGGACACGCGCAGACGCUCAGCACGGCGCCGCGGUCGCCCUCGCCCUCAUACGCCUAUCACGUGUUCCGCCAGGACCUGGACUGCGGGGGCGAUGCGGAGGCGGUGGACGAUCUGGAGGACGAUCUGGGGGAUCUCAUGGCAAGUGACUCGCCGCCGCUACCGCUCGACCUGGAGGACUUGCCGUGGCUGCUGCCGCCGCCGCCGCUGUCACAGCAGCACCAGCAACACGACGUGCAGCACCUGCAGCACUCGCAGCACCCGCCGCCCCUCCACCAGGCCCUUGCGCUGGCGCCGCCGGCCGGCGUGGCCUCGCAGGAGUAGGAGGGGGUGGCGCGCACCUUUCUGGCGCCGCAGUAAGAAGGUACAGGUCACCAGUGGCGGCGCUGGGCUGGGGGGCCGCUCGAGGGGACUGCUUGGCGGCCUGCGGACAGUUGCAGCCGGUGCGGCUGUUGCUGGCGGGGCACGGCACAUGGCUGACACGCACGCACUUGGGGACACGUCGGGGGAUGGGGGUCCUGCAGGCACGGGAGGGGGGGGAACCACAAACGCCGUGCGGCAUCUGGGUGGCGGCCAUAGCCGCACGCGUUGGCUGUUCUGCAGCAUCUUGCUAUCCUACUAAUCUUACGUCAUAAGAAUAAAUCAGGCACAGCCAGUGUUACAAGCUGAAGCGUUGAUACGCAAGGGAGAGAGGGAGGGAGAGAGGAAGGACUUACAAUUUCAGCUUGUGAAUCUUGGACGCAGAAGUGCUCGCUGCUCGCUUGUAUGUUAGUUGUUCUUGGCGUAUGCGGAGGUUUUCCAUUCCAUUCAAGCGUUGGUCCUUGCUUGGUUGUCUGGUCGCCAAACUGGAUCGGCAGCAGUGCCGCGCGUUGCUCAUGUUUUGGGCCUAAGCAUCGUAUGUGAUUAUUGUGGUGUGGGCUCAGCACCAUUUCCUUUGGGGUCUCGUGUGGGUUCAGGUUCGGAGAAGACGGCACACGCAUGCCGCGGGAAGGGGGACGGACGCAUGUCAUGCGUCAAAAAAUGUCGUCCACUGUUCGCCCGCGUUGCAUGUAUGCCGUACACACAAAUUUAUUACCGCGUGCCGCUGCGCACGCGCACACAGACAUGCUCUUGUUAUCUCUGCUGCGUUGUAUGGUUUGCAAGGGAGUGUGAAGGCCAGUACACGGCGCCAGCAAGCAUGGAUUGCCGGGUGCACCGUGUGUAGCGUUGUCCCAGGAAGCAUUUACAGGAUACUAUAGCCAAGCCAGCCCCCGAGACGAGAUGAAUCGGAUUGUCCUGUGCACGAUUGGUCUAUGCGCACUGGUAGGCUGGUUGGGACCCCGUGGUUGUGCAGGGCAGAGGCGCACCUUGUACCUUGUGCGUAGAUGUCCCCGGAAGGCCGGACGGAGAAGCGCCGCUUACGCAGCAACAAGCCUGAAGUUGUCCAUCCAGAGUAAGGAUGUUGAUUUAUAAGAGCUUGGGCGUCAUUCGACACUCUAACUAGAGAAGAUUGGUGAGCAGUAACACGUCAACGCCGUCAGCGGCGCAGCCUGCCUUGUGGUUGUGAACUUGCAUUGAGUACGCAGGAUAAUGUGUAGACCAUACGAAAGGGAUUUCGAUAGAGGGCAAAAGAGAGCUAGCGGAGAAGCGGUCAUUGAUGAGGAUGGAAGCCAGUAGAAGUGGCGGUAGGAGAGUAGGCAGAUGGAAAUCACGUGACGCAGGCUGGACAGUAGCAGCAGCAGGAUGGUGAGCUACGGUAUGCAAUACGGUUGCAACUGAGUUGGGGAGCCGCGGCUGCUGCCUUGAUGGAUGCAUUAGCAAGGGCACUGUAAUACAGGUGGUACCUGCCAUUGGAGCUCAUCAGACCGUGGGCUGGGGGCCUUGGGCUAGGGCUGUACAUGAGUGGCGUUGGGAGGGAUUCCAAUUUCCAAGGGGCAGGCGUGCGGCUGUGCGGGCCAUAUGAUAAUUAGCUGGAAGCAUCAAAGACAGUCAGCGAUUGAGGGGGCGGGUUGUGCAUUCCAGCCCAAACUAAACCAAACCAAGCUAACAUGAGCGGAGCACAGGUAGAGGCGUUAGUUGCAAGGGGGUAGAAAGCUCAGGAUC
Molecule: messenger RNA, 5166 nt
Organism: Chlamydomonas reinhardtii
Lineage: Eukaryota; Viridiplantae; Chlorophyta; Chlorophyceae; Chlamydomonadales; Chlamydomonadaceae
Exons: 3
Coding region: 331-3408 (1025 amino acids)
Source: RefSeq, a predicted model, not a curated record